Messenger RNA from Symbiodinium sp. CCMP2592, 3620 nucleotides. The record is from the annotation of a GenBank genome assembly. NCBI's taxonomy places the organism in Eukaryota, Dinophyceae, Suessiales, Symbiodiniaceae.
AUGGCAGAGGGAAAGAGUGAGAGAGCCAGCGUUUUCCCUUUGCCCCUGCCCAGCGUUCAAAAGUUGAGAGACUCGGUGAAAAAGAGAGACGCACGAAGUGUUUGGUUUUUCCUGGUGAUUGUUGGCCUGAACUACCUGAACGGUGGGAUGCAUUGCCCUAUGCAGAGCUUCACCGCCACGCCAUUGCAGAGCGAGAUUUUGGACUACCUCUCGGCACGAGUUGAUUGUUUCCUUGAUCAUCCUUUUGUUUUGGAGAAGUUUGACUGGAGCGUGUUCUUGCAGAGUCGCAGCUUGAGCUAUGCCAAUGAAGAAGUCCGCACUGCAAAAUGGACCACAUGGGCUAAUGUGAAACCAGCACUGCCUCAAGGGUCUAUCGCGUCCAUUGCCGCAGUAGACUUAGCUGAGGAUGGGGUUCUGGAUCUAUUGCUCUCACCUUCGAAAUAUUUGGUUCCAAAUUGGGGAGAUAGUCCCGUGAAGUCUUCGAGGGUUAUGGUAUUGGAUCAAGAUUGGGACACUUUGGCCAGAGGACUGGUUAACUACAAUCUCUGCGCGAUACUACCCGAGUCAGCGCUUUGCCAUCCUGGCGGAGAACCUCUGCUCAACGGGAUGUUUGGAGUCGAAAAGGGAGAAGUUUGUGAAGGUAUCGCCAUUCACAGGCUGAUCAUGAACCUCAUCCCGCUGAACUCUAUCAGUGUGCCGGUUUCAGGUGAUGUCGGGACACUUCCCCUCCUUCACCAGAUGAGUUCACUACAGCUUCAUCCUUCAGAAGAGUUGGUGAUUUCAUCAGAGGAUAUCAGAUGUUUCUUCUACCUCUUCCGACUUCCAUGCGCAUGGUACCCUUUCCUCGGUUUCGGCAAACCGGUGCCCCCGGAUCUUGUUCCCCCAGGCACAAAUGAAAAGUGUUACCUGGCCGCGAAAGUCGUUCCGAUGGGGUACUUGAAUUCCGUUGGGAUAGCCCAGCAUUUGCACAGAAACUUUCUGAAGAAGGCUCAGGGGCCCAUAAAACAGCUGGGUCCUUUCAAUGAAGUUCGAAAGGAUCGCACCUUCCCGUUGAGCAACCCGGUUUGGCGUGUGUAUUUGGACAACUUGGAUGUGCUUCAAAAGACCUCGCCUGACAUGGCCAUGUUGCUUGAGGGCAAGCCCUCUUCGGAGGUAUCUCCUUUGAUCGCUGCUUACGAGGCCAGCGGGAUCCCGUUGAACCCCAAAAAAUCGGCCCAACAAGAGAGAGAGGCGGAGGUGCAAGGUGCUGAUGUACAAGGCUCUGCCGGUUGGUGCCGCCCCAAAAAGGACAAGCUUCAGAAGUACGUGAGUGCCACGCUCUCCUUACUUAGGAGGGCCCGGUGCUCACAGAAGGAGCUUCAGAUUGUGGGAGGCGGUUUGGUGUAUUUCGCCAUGUUUAGGCGUCCACUCAUGUCGUGCUUGAACUUCACUUGGUCGUUCAUUCAGUCCUUCGAAGAACCUGGAGCGCGAGUUCGUCCGAUUCCUGGAGCUGUCAUGUCGGAGUUGAGCAUGUUCAUCUGCUUGCUACCGUUGGCCCACAUAGAUUUUCGGUUGAACACUUCGGAUGUGGUCACCGCGAGUGAUGCUUCGCUUACGGGCGGUGGUGUUUGCGCUUCUAAGUCUGAGACUGCUUUGGGCCGCCAGGUGGGACAAGGCUAUUUCCGAGGAGAAACGAUUCUUGAGCGCCCUGAUGGAGGAAUCGUUUUCAUUGGAGUGCGUGAUGGUAUCUCGUCGGUCAGGGUCGCCUUGGAAGCUCUUCAGGCCAACGUAUGCCUGCACAUAUCCAUUGAAGCAGAAGCUACAGCACGCAGGAUCGUGGAAACAAAUUUUUCCGAUGUUGUUUUCAUUGAUCAUCUUCAGGAUGCCACUCCAGAGAUGCUUCUAAAGUGGGCAGGUUUGGCUUCAAUGGCCAAGUUGGUGAUCGUGGGUGUUGGGUCACAGGAGUGCGGGGCAGAUGAGAAGGGUACAAGCUCAAAAGGAGCCCAAAAGAACCUCGCGAGUAUGAACCUCCAAGACAAAGAAGCUUGCACUCGUGCGGCAGACGUCAUCCCCUUUCGGAUUUGUUCGUCGGUCAUCUCUCCGUGCCGUCGAGAUCGCUUGUACUGGUUUGAUUGGACAUUGGAGCAUGAAGAAGGCGUUGAGCUUUAUCCCCCGACAUCAGGGAAAGCAGAUCAGCAUGGCUUUGUUGCUUUCAAUGGAAAGUUUCCGUUUGUGGGAUGUCUGGAGCCUGGCUGGGCCCUUCAUCCUGCAAGCGAGUGCCUUAGCACUUUUACAGCGGCACUCCCGAGCAAAGCACCCCGUGAGAAACCAGCGGGGAUUGCUAGGUGCGAUAACGCCACCCUUGAGAGAUGGAAGGCUGAUCGUUACCGUUUUCCGCCAUACCAAUACUUGCCGGAAAAAUUGAUUUGGCAUCCUGCCAAAGGUAGCCGCCUCCCUUCCGCAGACGAGCGUGAAAGAUGUCUCGGUUUCCCCUGCGGAUACACGUUGAACGUCUUGGCCAAAACCGAGGCGAAAAGCAAUCCCACCUUGGUGGAUGAUUUGCGCAUGACGGCUUUGGGCAACGCUUGGUCCGUUGUAGUUGUGGCCUUUUUGUUGUUGCAACUCUUACGGCCUCACAAGCUCUGCCUUGUCCAAUCCUUGCAUCAGCUCGUUCUGACCCUCUUUGGCGAUCGGCCAAUGUUUUCAAACAGCUUGCUGGCGUGGCACCAACUCGGAAUGAGCAGAAAUGAAGAAGGAAGCAAUGAAAGGAGCCGGCUGGUUCCGAAACUAAUCACUUUGCUCUCUGGGAAAGGGAAUGACAUCCUGAUACAGAUGGGUGCCACCCUUCAUGAUCAUCAACGUUUUCGCACCACGAUUCCUUCGAAGCUGUGGUCAUGGCGGACCAUAUGUGGAUGGCCGUGGCCUGCGGCAGAGACAGAUCACAUAAAUCGAUUUGAACUUCGGGCAGUAUACACUGCCCUGAGAUGGCGAGUUCUUAGGCGAAAAGAACUGAAAACUCGUUUCAUCCACCUUACCGACUCAAUGGUUUGUUUGCAUGUUCUUUCACGCGGUCGCUCCAGCUCCCGCAAGAUCCAAUCUUUGAUGUAUCGCAUCUCCUCGCUGCUUUUGGCAACAGGCCUCCACCCGUUCCUUGCGUAUGUCUCCACCCACACGAACCCAGCCGACCGACCGAGUCGGCGGAUCCGCGUCAGACGGAAAUGGGGAAAGCAGCGUUUGGGGAGUUUGCGAUCAAACACGGUUACCUCUCGCACCAAGCAACGGUACGAGGCCGCCCUCAAAACCUUUUAUCUUUACGCUCAGACUCAAGGACUCCGAAUCCCUGACGAUGCGGAUGGAGUCGAUGAAAUUUUCGCUGAAUUCAUUGAACAUUUGUGGGAGGAGGGUGAAAGUCUUUCGGUAGCGACGGACGGGCUGUCGGGCUUGCAGGACCUUCGGCCAAAGUUCCGCGGAAGUUUGUCACUCUCGUGGCGCUUAGUCAAGACUUGGCAGAAGAAAGAAGUAGCAUUUUACUGCCUCCUCCGAACAGGUGAGCUUUUGCAGCUCCAAGCCAGUCACAUCGACGUCUCGCCUAAUUUGGAUUUCGCUGUCAUCAGUUUGGGACUUACGAAAACGUCACAAAG